GGGGGUACAGGCUUUAGACAGGCAUAUAUACAAAAAAACAGCUGCAGGUUGAGCUUAAAAUAACCCCCUGGUCUCCAAAGAAGAGACCAAAGUCCACAAAACACUGAUUUCGGGACUGCCAAGCAGGACGAGCAGCCGCAGGGCUGGAGAGAAGUGCCGGUCAGCCUGCAGGAUGCUGCCGCCGCUCUGCCUCCUGCCGCCGCCGCUGCCCUCGGGGGCCGCCGCUGCCCUCCCCCUGGAGCGCGGCCUCGCCGGCCACGACAGUGCGCAUAUGCAGGAAGUGGCAGAAAUAAAGAAGAACAGCCUGUUGACUUUCCUUGCGUGGUGGUAUGAGUGGGCCUCCCAGGCCAGGGCAGUGUCCUUUGUAGGAGGGGAAGCCAGGGAGGUGUCCAAACGGCAGGAAGUCCUGCCCCUCCAACAGUCCACGCGCCGAGAUAAAACGCCCUGCAAGAAUUUCUUCUGGAAGACCUUUUCCUCCUGCAAAUAAAACCGCACCCAUAAUUACUCAUGCAAAGAAGUGUAACGAUGGAUCUGAAUAAAAUGUAUUAAU
Balaenoptera ricei (Rice's whale) is the source of this 550-nucleotide messenger RNA. It is a transcript of the gene CORT, whose product is annotated as cortistatin. The record is from RefSeq and is a predicted model, not a curated record. The transcript is spliced from 2 exons. Gene Ontology annotation, cellular component: extracellular region. The coding region runs from base 173 to 487 and encodes 104 amino acids. Gene Ontology annotation, biological process: regulation of cell migration. Gene Ontology annotation, molecular function: neuropeptide hormone activity. NCBI's taxonomy places the organism in Eukaryota, Metazoa, Chordata, Mammalia, Artiodactyla, Balaenopteridae.